AUGUGGGCGGCAGGUCGUCUUCAGGAAUACCAGGUCAUCGGCCGCCACCUGCCCUCCGAGGCGAACCCCACCCCCAAGCUCUACCGGAUGCGAAUCUUCGCCCCGAAUGAGGUCGUCGCCAAGUCCCGCUUCUGGUACUUCUUGAUGAAGCUGAAGAAGGUCAAGAAGGCCAACGGCGAGAUUAUCAGCCUGAACAAGAUCGCUGAGAAGAACCCCCUUCGCGUCAAGAACUUCGGUAUCUGGAUCCGAUACGACUCGCGCUCCGGUACCCACAACAUGUACAAGGAGUACCGUGAGAUGUCAAGAACGGAUGCUGUCGAGGCCAUGUACCAGGACAUGGCUGCCCGCCACCGAUCUCGUUUCCGAUCGAUCCACAUCCUCCGCGUCGUCGAAAUCGAGAAGACCGAUGACAUCAAGCGCCCUUACAUUAAGCAACUCGUCGCCAAGGGCCUCUCCUUCCCUCUGCCUCACCGUGUUCCCCGUACCAGCACGAAGAAGAUCUUCAGCGCUACCCGACCGUCCACAUUCGCAUAA
Molecule: messenger RNA, 534 nt
Organism: Anthostomella pinea
Lineage: Eukaryota; Fungi; Ascomycota; Sordariomycetes; Xylariales; Xylariaceae
Source: the annotation of a GenBank genome assembly